AGAAAGUAACCGGUUUGCGGUAAUCGCCGUUUUGAAUAGCUGAAGAAAUCCCCUGUGAUUUUCUUCUAACACAGUCAUUCUAACACCAGAAACGCAUUUAUCUUCCUUAAACAAUUAAAGAUGGACCCUCACCAGCGGGGCAUCCGAGAGUUUACCGGCGGAAGGACUCCCGGACCGAGAAGAGGCUUCUUUCGCGACGAGUCCGCAUUUGGCCUGUCUUUACCAGCGGCGUCCGGGCUGGGGCUUGCCCGGGCUCCGGCUUUCUCUGGUGAUGACACGGCGGUGCGGUCUCUAAGGAGGAUGCCAUGCCCACCCACGGGCCUUGGUCGUGCCAGGGGGUUACCAGUGCCCGCAGGGGACCCGGUCUCCGGGUGUGCCAGAGGGUUGAUCCUACCUUCAGAGGAGCCGCCCCUCCUGCUUGGCAGAGGUGUGACACUUCACGCUCAGAGAAGCGGCUUCAGCAGGGCAGUCGAGCUGGGCGCUCCAGCCGAAAGGCAAAGCCCACCAGUACACCAGCUUCCUCGUUUAGGUGGAGGCAGGGGCUUCCCAGCCCUUCGGGAUACACCUGGCUUGCAGGUGGCACAGGCGACCUCUCCACCCUCUGGACCGACCCUGGUGUCCAUGUUCCGAGGUAUUGGGAUAGAUCCUGUGGAAAAGACACCGUGGGGCAGGGGAGCUCCACAGGGGGUGAGUCGCGGUGCAUUUGGAGUUGUUGGAGCUGAGGUCAGGCCUGAACCAGCUCCUGCAGUUGCAGAAAAGGCUUCCAGGGGAGAUGAAAUUAAGGAGAAGGCAAUAGGGCGCAGCAGUUCCCUGGGACACAAAGAGCCAAGCUUUCAAAUGAUUGGGUUAGGACGAGCAACUUUAUCUUCACAUGGCUGGGGUAGAGCGUCCCCAACAUCUCCUGUCCUCAUGCUGCCUCCUCCCACUGCAACUAGUCCUGAUCCCCCAGUUCGAGAAGCCUGCAGGAAGCCAUCUCCUGCCCCUGUUCCAGUAGGGGAAGUUCAGAAGGAGGGGCCACAUGAGCCAUUGCUGAAGAAAGGUAUGAAGGGAAAUCCUUUGACCAUUGGCUCAAACCACAUCCCCAUCAGUUGCAAGAAUGAGGCUGUCUAUCAGUACCAUGUCACGUUCAGCCCUAAUGUGGAGGCCCGAAGCAUGCGGUUCGCCAUGUUGAAAGAACACCGCUCUGUCACGGGGGAUGUUGUAGCUUUUGACGGCACUAUUCUGUACCUCCCAGUAAAGCUGAAAGAGGAGAUACACUUGAAAAGCAAGAGAUUGACUGACAAUGAACAAAUUAGCAUCAAGAUUCAGAUGACAAAGAUCCUUCCACCCAACUCUGACCUGUGCCUCCCUUUCUACAAUGUGGUGUUAAGAAGGGUAAUGAAGAUCUUGGGACUAAAACUAGUGGGACGAAAUCAUUAUGACCCCCAAAAUGCGGUGGUGCUUGGAAAGCAUAGGUUACAAGUGUGGCCUGGCUACUCGGCCUGUUUCAAGCGCACUGACGGAGGGCUUUACUUGUCAGUGGAUGUGACCCACAAAGUGCUCCGCAAUGACUCUGUGCUGGACAUCAUGAACGUUGUGUACCAGCAGAGCAGGGAGAGCUUUCAGGAUGAGUGCACCAAAGAGCUGAUUGGCAGCAUUGUUAUGACACGGUACAACAACCGCACCUACAGAGUGGAUGACAUUGACUGGGCCAAGUCCCCAAAAGACAUGUUCACCAUGGCUGAUGGAUCACAAAUUACGUUCAUCGAUUACUACAGUAAACAUUAUGGCAUCACCAUCAAGGAGAUAGAUCAACCUCUUCUUGUGCAUCGCCCCAAAGAGAGGUCAACACCUGGAGGAAAGAUUAUCACUGGUGAGAUACUCCUCCUUCCUGAGCUUUCCUUUAUGACCGGGAUUCCUGAGAAGAUGAGGAAGGAUUUCCGAGCUAUGAAGGAUUUGACAAUGCAUAUCAGCUUGAGUGGGGAGCAGCAUACAAUCUCCUUAAAACAGCUCCUCCACAACAUUAACUCCAAUGAGGAGGCCUUGACAGAGCUCAGCCGUUGGGGUUUGGUAAUCAGUUCUGACAUCCUUGUGUGUGAAGGAAGGACACUGCCCCUUGAGACCAUCUUCCUGCAGUCUGCCUCCUUCGUGACGUCUCCGGAAAUAAGCUGGUCGAGGGAGGUGGUCCGGGACGCUUCUAUCAGCUCUGUUCCUCUGAACUGCUGGGCCAUCUUCUACCCACGGCGCUGCUCGGACCAGGCAGAGGAGUUGGUGACCACCUUCGGGAAAGUGGCCGGGCCCAUUGGGUUCAGAGUGGGCCGGCCCAUCCGCGUGGAGCUGAGGGAUGAUCGCACUGAGACCUACGUCAGGAGCAUCCACUCGCAGCUUGCCAUGGAGCCCAAUGUGCAGCUUGUGGUUUGCAUCCUCACUGGCAACAGAGAUGACCUCUACAGUGCCAUUAAAAAGGUCUGCUGUGUGCAGACUCCAGUGCCUUCUCAGGCUAUAAAUAUCAGGACCAUUUCUCAGCCUCAAAAACUGAGGAGCAUUGCCCAAAAGAUCCUGUUGCAGAUAAACUGUAAGCUAGGAGGGGAGCUUUGGAGUGUCAGUAUUCCCCUGAAACAGUUGAUGGUGAUUGGAGUUGAUGUACAUCAUGACCCCAGCAAGAAGAAACGGUCGGUCAUGGGUUUUGUGGCCAGUCUUAACAGCUCAUUAACCAGGUGGUAUUCAAAGGUGACCUUCCAAAUGCCCAAUGAAGAGGUUAUCAGUGGGUUCAGAAUCUGCUUUUUAGCUGGUUUGCAGAAAUAUUAUGAGAUAAAUCAUGGCCUCCCAGACAAGAUUGUGGUGUACCGAGAUGGGGUGUCAGAAGGACAGUUAAAGAUGGUGGAAAAUUAUGAGAUCCCUCAGCUCUUGAAGUGUUUUGAGACUUUCCCAAGUUAUGAACCGAAGCUGACGUUUAUUGUGGUUCAAAAGAAAAUCAGCACUGCGCUGUACUCCUUCUCUGGAGACCGGUUUAGUACUCCACCUCCUGGAACAAUUCUAGACCAUACUGUCACCAGUAAGGAUUGGGUUGAUUUCUAUUUACUGGCUCAUCAUAUUCGUCAGGGUUGCGGUUUGCCAACGCAUUAUGUCUCUGUGUACAAUACAGCCAAUCUCACCCCAGACCAUUUACAAAGAUUGACUUUUAAGAUGUGCCACAUGUACUGGAACUGGCCUGGAACUAUCAGAGUCCCUGCACCGUGCAAAUAUGCUCACAAACUGGCAUACCUGUCAGGACAGUACCUCCACGCUGAGCCAUCGGAACAGCUCUCAGACAAGCUGUUCUUCCUGUGAAUUGUCCUUUUUAAAAGAAGAAAACAUUAUUUUAAGAUGCUAGAGACUUCUACAUGCCAAUUCUUUCGAUGUAGAAUGGGUGUUCUUCUAAGAUAUGGUUGAGAAACUGCAGUUCUUGAGGAUCUGCAGUGUUCUCUGGCUUUUUUUCCUAUCCAAACUCCUCUGUUAACAGUAUGUCUAAUUACCUAAUUAACUGGAUUAACUAAACAGCAGCCCUUCCUGGUUUGAAAACAUUAUGGAGAUACGUAUUGUGACUGGGCCACUUCUUUUACAGUCUUAAUAAAACAAUCGAUUAGGGAAGUUUUCAACUGGAAAUAACCAUUGCACACUGCAGCCUUUCAGGAACAUGGGUUGCAACUUGCUUUAAAAAAAAACAUUGUGGUAUUUUUUUCCUUUUACUACUUAUGAUUGAGGCAUGUAAUCAUUGUUGAAGAGAUUACAGAAUCCUUAAUUCAAUUGGGUUCAUUAUUUUGUUAGAGUAUGCUUCAAGGAACAAGUUAGAAUGGUCAGAUGGCCUUGUCUUGUUCAUAAGUUUUCUUUUGGUUUAUACAGUAGAUCUGUAUAACUUAUCUUUGUUUUAUUGGUUUUAUCUUCUGGGUAGGUGGAGCACUGUUUUUACUUGUUUUGACUUCUAGCUCUGUUGAGCGCUCUCAUUUGUGUUUUUGAUUAAAAUACGUGGUUCAGAUUUCAUGGGAGAUAGAACCUUAUAACAAAAAUAUAAAUGAAGGGGCUGAAUCUCUAUGUGGUCUCAGUUGGUCAAAAAUGGCAACAAAAUAUUCACAGCAAUUUUAGAGCUAGACUGGCAUUAGUACUACUGCAGUAAAUGUCCUGAGUGAUUUGUUGGCACAAUAGAAUAAAGCCCAUAUUUCAGGCAUUCUCGACGACCAAUUCUCAGUCACCCAUCAUGUCAACUAAUUUGGUAAAAUUCCAAUUCCAAGCAGCAUUGCAUUCCAAUUAUGUGGUGGUUAUCAAUAUUUUAGUACUCUAUACAAAUUUAAUAGAUGGUUAAUAAAAACAGUAAAAAAACAUUAAAGCUGUGCGGACAGGUUAUUAAUGAAUUAUUAUGCAAGUUUAUAUGCAGAUAUUUUGUGGUGUUGAAAUCACUGGAAAGUAUUGCUGCUACGUACAUUUAAGAAGUCUAAAAAUACCAGAUUAUUAGUAUAUUACCACCAAAUGGGCUAGAUGGACCAAAUGGCCUCCUCUUGUUUGUAACAGUUCUUAUUUACUAUGUAUAAUACA
Lepisosteus oculatus (spotted gar) is the source of this 4548-nucleotide messenger RNA. RefSeq names its product piwi-like RNA-mediated gene silencing 2 (gene piwil2). NCBI's taxonomy places the organism in Eukaryota, Metazoa, Chordata, Actinopteri, Semionotiformes, Lepisosteidae. Gene Ontology annotation, molecular function: RNA endonuclease activity; piRNA binding; protein binding. Gene Ontology annotation, cellular component: P granule. Gene Ontology annotation, biological process: regulatory ncRNA-mediated gene silencing. The record is from RefSeq and is a predicted model, not a curated record.